Monopterus albus (swamp eel) is the source of this 945-nucleotide messenger RNA. Its product is annotated as olfactory receptor 11A1-like. Gene Ontology annotation, cellular component: membrane. Bases 1 to 945 code for a protein of 314 amino acids. The transcript has a single exon. Lineage: Eukaryota; Metazoa; Chordata; Actinopteri; Synbranchiformes; Synbranchidae. Gene Ontology annotation, molecular function: olfactory receptor activity; G protein-coupled receptor activity; odorant binding. Gene Ontology annotation, biological process: G protein-coupled receptor signaling pathway; detection of chemical stimulus involved in sensory perception of smell. The record is from RefSeq and is a predicted model, not a curated record.
AUGGAGAAAGAGCUAAAUGAAACAUAUAUAACUUUUGGUGGGCAUGUGGAGCUUCACAAAUACAGAUACCUUUAUUUUAUGGUUCUGUUUACAGUAUAUAUUCUAAUAAUCUACAGUAAUUGUACUAUUGUGUACCUGAUCUGGAACCACCAUGACCUCCAUGAGCCUAUGUACAUUUUCAUUGCAGCCUUGUUACUGAACUCUGUUCUUUUCACCACUAAUAUCUACCCAAAGCUGUUGAUCGACUUUUUAUCUGAAAAACAAAUCAUAUCUUAUCAAGCCUGUCUUGUUCAAUAUUAUAUGUUUUAUUCUUUAGUUUGUUCAGAGUUCUUACUGUUGGCAGCCAUGGCCUAUGACAGGUAUGUGUCUAUAUGUAAACCUCUGCAAUAUCCAACCAUCAUGAGAAGAAAAACGAUCGGUGUCUUUCUGGCUUUAGCUUGGCUUUUACCUACAUGUGUUGUCGUGGGAACUACAACACUGAGCUCUAAUCAAAAGCUCUGUAGUUUUACUCUUGAAAUGAUUUUUUGUAAUAAUUCUUUUUACAAACUUUUUUGUGUGCCUUCAAGAACAAUAACUCUGUAUGGUGCAUUUGGUUUGGUAUAUUUUAGUGUGUUACCUGUGAUCUUCAUACUUUUCACAUACAGCAGGAUACUUAUAAUCUGUUACCACAGCAGUGGAGAAGUCAGGAGCAAAGCUGCACAGACCUGUGUUCCUCACCUGCUGGUGUUAAUCAACAAUUUUUUUUUAAUAACAUACGAUAUUAUUACAGUUCGACUGGAAUCAGAUUUUCCAAAAAUUGCACGUUUAAUAAUGUCUUUACAAUUAGUUCUGUAUACUCCUCUUUUUAAUCCAAUUAUAUAUGGAUUAAAAAUGAAAGAAAUUCAUAAACACCUCAGGAGGUUGUUCAGUCAAUUGAAAAUGAAUCACUUUGUUGUAAUCUCUUAA